Messenger RNA from Coccidioides immitis RS, 453 nucleotides. RefSeq lists its product as uncharacterized. Lineage: Eukaryota; Fungi; Ascomycota; Eurotiomycetes; Onygenales; Onygenaceae. The record is from RefSeq and is a predicted model, not a curated record. The transcript has a single exon. Bases 1 to 453 code for a protein of 150 amino acids.
AUGGCACAUUAUAAGUAUAUUAUAGUCAAUGCUGACAACAUAAAGCUCAUUCUUGACAUCAGUGCCAUGACUGAGUCAAACUAUUUCAGUCUGAUUGAUGUGUCUGAUUGCCCUGCCUCUGCUGCUCCCAUCUCUGCUACCAUUAUCUGCUGUCUGUGUUCUGCCUCUGCCCCAUCAACUACUCCUGCCACUGCUCCACCACCACUGCCAUCACUUACCACUACCUCUCUGUCUCUCUCUAGUGCCAACAGGGUCUCCACCUGUCAAAUGGUGGGUAUUAGAGCCCCUGUCUGGUUCACAAAGCCAGUUCUGGAGGAGCAGAAGGAGGAGAAGAAGAAGAAGAAGAAGAAGAAGAAAAGAGAGAAGAAGAAGAGAAAGAAGAAGAAAGAGAAAGAGAAUGAUGACAAUAACAAGAAUAAUAAUAAUGAUGAAAAUGAUGAACUUGCUAUUUAG